Messenger RNA from Neoarthrinium moseri, 1590 nucleotides. RefSeq lists its product as uncharacterized. The record is from RefSeq and is a predicted model, not a curated record. The transcript is spliced from 2 exons. Lineage: Eukaryota; Fungi; Ascomycota; Sordariomycetes; Amphisphaeriales; Apiosporaceae. Bases 1 to 1590 code for a protein of 529 amino acids.
AUGGACUUCCCGGUCACGAGAAACCUGGCCCAAGCACUGGCGCGAAUGCGUUUUGUGGACGGCAAAGACCGUGUGCUCUGGGUCGAUGCCGUCUGUAUCAACCAGAGAAGCAUUGACGAGAGAAAUGCGCAGGUUCUGAGAAUGGCUGACAUCUACGGUUCUGCAUCGCGUGUGAUGGUGUGGUUGGGCGAGUCUAGCACAGAGAGCAGAAGUGCGGUCAGUUUCUUCAGCAAAUGGACGGCUCCCAACUGGGAUGCGGAGAAAGUCAUCGAUUCCUAUGCGACCAAUAAUCAGAAAUGGCGCGAUCUCACCCACGGACUACUGGAGAGGGAAUGGUGGACACGCAUGUGGAUAGUCCAAGAGGUCGUGCUGGCGCGUGCCAUUAUGAUACAAUGCGGGCCUGACACCCUUUCGUGGGAUCUACUGGCGGCCAUCUCCAUGGUGUCGCACACAAACAACCUCGUCCUUGAGUACAGCAGCAAGACCGCGGCGUUCGAUGGUUUCCGCUAUGCACCCAUGACACUCACUUUCGUCCAGAUGGAGUACCAAGAAAAUGGCCGGCUACCAUUGUCGACCCUCAUGGUCAAAUUUUCAAAGAACCAGUGUCGCGAACCAUCCGACAGAGUAUAUGCUCUCCUUGGGAUGGCAACUAACCCGAAAUAUUACCAGAUAAAACCAAAUUAUCGUACCAACCCCGCCAUCGUCUACAUGGGCGCGACUGAGCGCUUCAUACGCGAAGUUCAAUCGUUGGAUAUUAUCUGUUUGGGCCGCGGGACCAACCGCGAUGGAAACGUUCCUAUGUGGAAACCAGGACUGCGUGAACGUAGUCGUCUCGCUGGGCUGCCAAGUUGGUCGCCUGACUUUCGAACCCGGCCGGGAGAGGAUCCUGCUUCCUUGACACGACUCGGCAUUUCCGAGACUCCAGGGUUUUCCGCAUGCGGUACACGAAAGCCAAUCAUUCGGUUUCUACCUUCUGGCAAACUGCUGGCCAUGGGAGCUGAGGCUGGCUGCAUCGGCGCACUAGGUGCGACCUCUGAGAUCAGGCGCAAAGGCGACAACAAUGACCCGGACCUUGGGGAGCACAUUGGAAAUAUUCUCCAAGAGGCUGUGGUUCUCGCUCUUGGAGGAACUGAGAUGCCGCUCUACCAUACCCUGUAUCCUUUCGCAGAAGGCAUGACGUACCACGAGGUACUGUCGCGAGUGCUCGUAUGUGACACUAACGCCUACAACCAGAGAUGCAAAAAGGGAGAAGGAUGGUUUCAGGCGGAUAACGUUCCUCCAGCUGAUUUCGAGGCUGGUCUUGAUGAGAGAGUGCGGCAGCAAUCUUGGAGUAGUAAGGUCGGACUGAUGAAAUCCCACUGGAGAGACGGGCGGCGUCUGAUGGUGUUGACGGCAGGCUUGCUUGGCUUGGCACCUGAAGGUGCCAGGGAGGGAGACUUCAUCAUCAUACUGUUUGGUUGCAGUGUCCCCCUUGUGAUGAGGUCACAUGGAAAUGAUUUCGAGGUUAUUGGUGAAUGCUAUGUGCAUGGAAUUAUGAACGGAGAGUACCUGGAUGUGGAGCCUAGUAUUACCGAGUUUUCUCUAAUCUAG